AAAAAAAAAAAGGAUUUGCGGUAGUAUCUGCCUUCAUUUCUCUGAUAGAGUAAUGAUAUUCCACAAUAUCCAAUGAGUGUCCUCGCUUCUCAGUUCAUACUUCUUCCUGUGGUUAUGCAUACAAAAUCUGAGAAUACCUGAGAAUCUCAUAUUCUCCAUCGUCCAUUGAAUCUACUGCUACUAUCUGGUUUACUUUGAUUGUUCGAUUUAUUUCACGGCAAGCAAUCGUAGGCACUAGUUCUCAGUCACAUGAUCUAAGUGUUGCCCCCCUUAUUGCUGACAUAUCUGCAACAUAUUGCGACUUCUACAAAAAAAAAAAAAAAAAACCGAUUUUCAAUCCGAAGUGCUCUGAAAUCGACAACCCAAAUGCCCAUUUGAUCAGAUCCUGUUUAUUUUCAUAUGGGUCACUUGAAUCUACCAGCUUCCAAGCGUAAUACACGCCAAUGGCGGCUCUUGGACCUCGUGUCGGCGUUCUUCUUCGGCCUCGUGUUCCUCUUCUUCCUCCUCGUCUUUACGCCUCUUGGUGAUUCGCUUGCGGCUUCCGGCCGUCAGACCCUUCUUCGAUCCACCGCAGAUCCACAGCAGCGUCAUCGCCUCGUAGCCGUUAUCGAGGCCGGGCAGCAGCAAACCAUCGAGGCUUGUCCUGCCGACGCCGUGGACCAUAUGCCAUGCGAGGAUCCGAGGUUGAACAGUCAGCUAAGUAGAGAAAUGAAUUACUACAGAGAGAGGCAUUGUCCGAGGCCGGAGGACACCCCUCUUUGCCUGAUUCCUCCGCCUGAUGGUUACAAAAUACCGGUGCAGUGGCCGGAGAGCUUGCAUAAGAUAUGGCAUAGUAACAUGCCGCACAACAAGAUUGCUGACAGGAAAGGUCACCAAGGAUGGAUGAAACGAGAAGGUCCGCACUUUAUAUUCCCUGGUGGUGGCACAAUGUUUCCAGAUGGGGCAGUGCAGUACAUUGAAAAACUUGGUCAAUACAUUCCAAUAAAUGGUGGAGUUCUGAGGACUGCUCUUGAUAUGGGGUGUGGGGUUGCCAGUUUUGGAGGAUUUCUACUGUCUCAAGAUAUUUUAACUAUGUCCUUUGCUCCAAGAGAUUCACAUAAAGCACAAAUACAAUUUGCUCUGGAAAGAGGAAUACCAGCUCUUGUUGCUAUGCUUGGCACUCGCAGGCUCCCAUUUCCAGCAUUUGCUUUUGACUUAGUGCAUUGUUCGCGGUGUUUGAUUCCUUUUACAGCCUACAAUGCAACUUAUUUUAUUGAAGUGGAUAGAUUACUUCGCCCUGGUGGGUAUUUAGUCAUCUCUGGUCCCCCUGUACAGUGGCCAAGACAAGAUAAAGAAUGGUCCGAUCUCCAGGGUGUGGCAAGAGCUUUGUGUUAUGAACUGAUUGCUGUGGAUGGCAACACUGUGAUCUGGAAAAAGCCUGCUGGAGAUUCGUGUCUCCCUAACCAAAAUGAAUUUGGUCUGGAGUUAUGUGAUGAUUCAGAUGACCCAAGUUAUGCGUGGUACUUCAAGUUGAAGAAAUGCGUCAGUAGGAUGGCUUCUGUCAAAGGAGAAUACGCUGUUGGAAUGAUUCCCAAAUGGCCAGAGAGGCUAACUGCAACACCUCCAAGAGCCUCAGUCUUGAAAAAUGCUGUUGAUGUAUUUGAGGCUGAUACUAGGCGUUGGGUUAGGAGGGUCGCUUACUAUAAGAAUUCUCUGAACAUAAAGUUGGGGACUCCAGCUGUACGAAAUGUUAUGGACAUGAAUGCAUUGUUUGGGGGUUUUGCUGCAGCACUAAAAUCUGAUCCUGUGUGGGUGAUGAAUGUGGUUCCAGUACGCAAGCUGUCCACUCUUGAUGUGAUAUUUGACAGAGGUCUUGUUGGAGUCUAUCACGAUUGGUGUGAACCUUUCUCAACAUAUCCGCGCACUUAUGAUCUGAUCCAUGUGACCGGUAUUGAAUCACUAACAAAAGAUCCAGCUUCUGGCAAAAACAGAUGUAAUCUUGUGGAUCUGAUGGUGGAGAUAGAUCGAAUGCUGCGACCGGAAGGAACAGUUGUGGUGAGGGACACCCCCGAAGUAAUCGGCAAAGUAGAACGCAUCACUCGAGCAGUGAGAUGGAGGCCUACGGUACAUGAUAAAGAACCCGAAUCACAAAGUGGAGAUAAAAUCCUAGUUGCAACCAAGAAUUUUUGGUGACUGUAAGGUUGUAACUCCACAUCUCACUGACGCAGCUUUUGUAAUUUAGGUAACAUUUUCUUCCCUCUGUUUUAGGGUGUGGGGAUGUAAAAAAUAUCAUCCCCACAUGAAAGUAUAAAGGGAUAAUAGUAUGGUAAGAACUUGAGGAAAGUGAAAAUGGUAAGACUGCAUGCUGGUGAAAUCAAUUAGGACUCUCUAUAUUUACAAAGGGAAGUGUAUAUAUUGCAUUCAGAUAUAGUUGGAAAAAGAUGCUAUGUGGGUUUCAAGCAUAGGUUUAUUUAGUGCCCAUUUUCUGAAUGCAUGAAUAUAUAUAAAUAUAGAGAUUAGAGAAUGAGUUUGAUUUUACAUUAUAUGUAAGGCACAAGAGCAGUGCUAGUUAUAUUUUCUUUGUUAUAAAGCAAUUGUAAUUCUAUGCUUCUCUGUAGAUACUAUUUAGUCUAUUAAUGUUUAGUAGUUUUUUUUUUAA
Molecule: messenger RNA, 2638 nt
Organism: Prosopis cineraria
Lineage: Eukaryota; Viridiplantae; Streptophyta; Magnoliopsida; Fabales; Fabaceae
Product: probable pectin methyltransferase QUA3
Exons: 7
Coding region: 400-2172 (590 amino acids)
Cellular component (GO): endosome; trans-Golgi network; cytoplasm
Molecular function (GO): methyltransferase activity
Source: RefSeq, a predicted model, not a curated record